Molecule: messenger RNA, 2278 nt
Organism: Fundulus heteroclitus (mummichog)
Lineage: Eukaryota; Metazoa; Chordata; Actinopteri; Cyprinodontiformes; Fundulidae
Gene: ramp1
Product: receptor activity modifying protein 1
Exons: 3
Coding region: 601-1053 (150 amino acids)
Biological process (GO): receptor internalization; calcium ion transport; regulation of G protein-coupled receptor signaling pathway
Cellular component (GO): cell surface; membrane; signaling receptor complex
Molecular function (GO): coreceptor activity
Source: RefSeq, a predicted model, not a curated record
ACCUGCGGACUUUGGCCCGUGGUUUGUGUUCCUGCGUGUCCACCAGGCUGCUUCAUGAGGUCCAACAUUUAUAUCAGAUACCCAGUUGGGAGGCAUUAGCGCCAGCUCAUUGCCUCCACCCUCCCUCGCUCUCCUUCCCUGCGCUCUCUUAAUUUGUCGGGUCAGGGCUUAGUCCCCGCCGCUCACCCGGGUCUCUCUCCCAGCUCCGCUGGUGCCAGGCUGACGCGUCCCGUUGCGCACAGCGCUCUUCCGAUCACCGCGUAGUUUCCACACAGUUCCCCUCCCGGAUCUCACCCUAACCUCGGGGCUCGCAGGGAGAAAGCCACCCCAACUUGUGCGCUUGUCGCCGGGAUGACACUCGGCCGGUGACAGGAGGACUCGGGGGGAGUGGACGAGCAGCGGGAGGAACAAGGAGUCCGGGCUCUCCCCCGAGCAGUUUGCGCAAGGUGCUUCAGCGGAGACCCGUGUUGCCGCAUUUGAUGGAUUUCUUUACCAGCAGCUACUUUAUGAUGUCUCCUGCUCCUCUCUGAGCCUUUCUUGGGUCCGCUCGCUACCUGCUCGGAAACUUCUCUCUGUCUUGAUCGUUGCGGGAGCGGCAGGAUGGAGUCGCACGUCGGCUCGGCUCUGCAGAAACAUGCGCUGCUCUGGUUCAUCAUAGCAGCGGCUCAGUGUGUCUCAGCGCAGGGCUGUGGAUCCCACUACAGGUAUGCGAUCGAGGAGUUCUGCUUGGCCGGUUUCAGGGAAGGCAUGCAGGAACUGGACCCGAGUCAGUGGUGCAGCUGGGAGGACACAGCCGAACUCUAUGAAGGUCUUACAAACUGCACAUACCUGUGUGCGGAGAAGAUGAGCUGCUACUGGCCCAACCGAAUUGUGGACGAGUUCUUCAUCCAGGUCCACAGGCACUACUUCCACGACUGCUCAAUGUCUGGACGACGACUCAGGGAUCCUCCGAACCGCAUUCUGGGUCCCUUCAUUGUCGUUCCCAUCCUGGUCACACUCCUCAUGACGGCCCUGGUGGUGUGGAGGAGCAAGCGCAGCGAGGGAAUCGUGUAGUGAAGGGGAAAAAUGGGGGUUGGGGUCACAAGACUCAAGAAACUUUUUCUCCCUGAGGUUAACGCCAACCUCACCCUCAGUGACCAAAACUCUUCUCUUGAGUGUCAGUGUUUGGGGAGAGGGUCUCAUUAGAUGUGAAAACAUGAACUCCAGGCUCUAAAGAUAGAUCCCCCAUCAAUGCACUCCGGUGAAGACAUUAAAGCCCAUAACAUUUGUACUUAAUCUUGACGGAUUUGAGUCGUUUCUUAAGUUUAACAAGCACAUUUUGCUGCAAUGCUCACCCAAAUCUGAUCCGGACCAGAAAAGGGACUGGUGACGGGAUGUUGCACAACAAAACUUUUUUUUUUCCUGUCAGAAACUGCUCAAAAAGGAUAUUGGGUGUGGUGGCUCUUCUUCAUUCAAGAGUUUAACAAAUGCUUUCAACAACCAAGAAAAUACCACAAAGGAACAGAUAAUAAAAGCCUCUGACAGGAAACCCACGGAUAUUCUCAGUCGUACUUGUGUACAUACGUACCUAUACCUAAACUACACGCGGUAUGUACAGCUUUGCGACUAUUGUGUCAUGAUUCUGCUGCAUUUAAUGUAUAUUUACUAGAGUACAAGUGCAUCCUGAAUCGUGAAGAUGGGAACUGAAGAGAACGGUGAAACAGAUGCUCAAUCCAGGUAACAGGGAUCACAUAUUGGAAAAUAUGGACAACCCACAGGAAUAGAGCCCAAGUUUGCAUUUUUAGAGCUUCCACUUCCAUGGCUGUGUUUUAACAAAACAGAAUAUAUAAAACAGCGGGGAAAUGCUAUCGUAAAACACAACUCCAGAUAAAAAGAAGAUUCAAAGCCGUGGGUUACUGUCAGUAAGCCACUGCACAAUGCCGCUAAGCAUUGCCAUUGCCCAAAGCACAGUUUGUGAAUCACGAACCUCUGGUUUCUAUUGAUUUAUGAUCACCCAGUGUAGUAGAGUGUGCUGUUUGAACUUCUCCUUCAUUGAUAUUUUCGAAUGCUCUCUUUCCUUUAUAGAUUUAUUGACCUGUAACCUGCCUGUCAGCAAAACACACUUUGAGAUACACCCACACUUUGUACUUUGUGCCAAAAGCUCAUGGAAAAAGAAAAAAAAAAAAAAAAAAACGAGAGCCGUGUUUGUUAUGAAACAAAGGAUUUUCUGUUGGAAUGACUUUCACUGAUUGAUUUUGAAAUCUGUGAUUGUGAAGAUAUGUUGAAUAAAACCUCUGAA